Messenger RNA from Carica papaya (papaya), 1058 nucleotides. RefSeq names its product chromosome transmission fidelity-like protein. Gene Ontology annotation, biological process: mitotic sister chromatid cohesion. Gene Ontology annotation, cellular component: Ctf18 RFC-like complex. The record is from RefSeq and is a predicted model, not a curated record. Lineage: Eukaryota; Viridiplantae; Streptophyta; Magnoliopsida; Brassicales; Caricaceae.
UUCCCUCUUCCCCGCUGAAACAUACAUACCUCUGCAGUUUCCGAUCACCUUGGACGUCGCCUCCGGCCCCUCAGUCAGUGGAUCGUCCACCACCCACACCGUGCCAAACGGCGUGCUCGCCGUAUCUUUUUUCGGACUGGGUUACCUUGAUGACACUGGGGUUUUCUCCGCCGGGAGUGUUGUGCAAGAAGCAGUGGAGAGUAGUCUCUUUGUCUUCGGCCAUUAAUGCCCGCCUGAGCUGCGGUUCUAGCAGUUUGAAUAUUAAUGUUGGUAAUGGUGUAGCAAGCGGCAGAAGGAGCUAGCGAUUCUGACAAUGCAGGCCACUGCCGACCAGAGCAGAAAACAGGCUCCUUACGCAGCAUUUCAGACUCUCAUUUUCCGGAAACAGGGGAGAUGCAGAUUCAGUUGAAGUGUAGCUGUGGAGAAGACGAAUGCCCAGAAUGGGCAAUCGUGGAAUUGCAAGGGGAGGUUGAGAUCCAAUCUUCAUUUCAAACUUGUCUCAAAAACCUCCAUAUUGGAGUCCUUUGCCGUCCUUCUUCACAGGAAACUUACACAUUCACCAUCGGAUACCACGAACUGACGGGGUCAAAAGUGAAGAUGAAGAAACCAGUCUUGGUGCUCAAGAAAAUCAAACGUAUGGAUGUGGAAGGAACCGGGGAUGGUAAUUCUUCAGGAGUUGAAUUGGAAGUUGUUGGAGUUAUUCGGCAUAAGAUUUUGUUCAAGUCCAGACCAAAAGCCCUAAUUUCCGGAUCGCAGGCAGUAGCCAAGGAUAGAAUCAAUGCUGUGCGAAGAUGGUGUUAAAGGGAUUGAUUUCCUGUAUUGUUUAUCUGGGUUUAUAUUUUGCUGCUAAGUUGGGGUAUCUGUAAAAAGAAAAGCUUCAAUUCUGCCUCAUAAAUGGGAUAUGAUAGGGUGGUAAUCCAGACAAAAAGAUUAUGUUGCAAUUAAACUUCAGAAUUAAAAAUGAACUGGAAAUUGUUUAAAACAAUGAAACCAAAUCAGAACACUUGAUACUUGGAUGAUAUUUUUUACUCAAUUCAAUAAUAUAAGCAUAUUGAUCA